Molecule: messenger RNA, 1599 nt
Organism: Penicillium mononematosum
Lineage: Eukaryota; Fungi; Ascomycota; Eurotiomycetes; Eurotiales; Aspergillaceae
Gene: cox10
Product: protoheme IX farnesyltransferase
Exons: 1
Coding region: 1-1599 (532 amino acids)
Biological process (GO): heme biosynthetic process
Cellular component (GO): mitochondrial membrane; mitochondrion
Molecular function (GO): protoheme IX farnesyltransferase activity
Source: RefSeq, a predicted model, not a curated record
AUGAUCCCUCUGCGGCCAUCCCUCCUACGGAGGCCUCGAGAGGCGCUUGUGUGCUCACAAUGUCUCUUCGGGCCUCGUUCUGUGCGCCCCGAGGCCAUUCGGGGGUUCCUAUCAUCCUCGAAACGGCGGACCGGGAUUGCGGAUGACCAGUCCCCUUCGGUAUUCCACAAAUCAUAUUUCUCGGCCAAUCGAUUGAACGACGGGUCAAGUAGCAAAGGCGGCUUGUUGUCUUCGCUUGCGUCCUCCGACGUGAAAAGCAAAUCAAACGCUUCAUCUCCCGACGAUCCGCACGUCAGUCAGGUCAAUUCGUCUGCAACAGCAUCGUCCGCUGCGAUUGCGACAGAAGCAACAUCAGAACUACCACAUCGGCGGCGGAAGCGCUUGAAGGAGGAAAGCAAUGCAACAGGGAAACCAGAACCCAGCCUCCCACUGGAUGCCUCGGCGCAAUUGUCGAACUUCUCAUCCACACUCCCCACCACCUCCCUGCGCCGCAAGUUGGCUGCGUAUCUCGCCCUGACGAAACCGCGACUCUCCUUCUUGAUCGUCCUCACCACCACCUCUGCAUACGGAAUGUACCCAAUCUCGUCCCUGCUCACCCUCGACCCGGCCAUGACCCCACUUCCUACACUUUCCACCUCGACCCUGACCUUUAUAUACCUGACGGCGGGCACUUUCUUGUCUUGUUGCAGCGCCAAUACACUGAACAUGAUGUUCGAACCGAAAUUCGACGCACUCAUGUCCCGGACGCGUAAUCGUCCUAUCGUUCGCGGACUUGUCUCGCGCCGGGCAGCUCUGCUCUUCGCGAUUGGCACCGCCGUCACGGGCCUCUCACUCCUUUAUAUCGGGACUAACCCGACAACUACCGCCCUAUCCGCCGCCAAUAUUUUCCUAUAUGCCUUUGUAUAUACACCAUUGAAGCGAAUGCACGUAAUCAAUACCUGGGUUGGCGCAGUUGUUGGUGGUAUCCCACCGCUGAUGGGAUGGAUCGCCGCGGCAGGCCAGACAGCGACGAUUGGCCAUGACUCAUGGCGCGACAUGCUCUUCAGCGAAGAGAGCAUAGGUGGAUGGCUGCUGGGUGGAAUCUUGUUCGCCUGGCAAUUCCCCCAUUUCAACGCCCUGUCCCAUCUCAUCCGCGAUGAGUAUAAAGCAGCCGGCUAUAGGAUGCUAUGCUGGGUGAACCCAGCUCGCAGUGCUCGGGUUGCUCUGCGCUACUCUAUUCUGAUGUUCCCCAUCUCCUUUGGUCUUUGGUGGGUUAAUGUGGUCGGACAUGGUUUCCUUGUCGGUAGCACUGUCGCCAAUGGCUGGCUGGUCCGCGAGGCAUACCGCUUCUACCAACAUCAGGGCGCGAACGGCACUGCACGUGGCCUCUUCUGGGCCAGUAUCUGGCAACUGCCUAUUCUCCUGGUUGGCGGCCUAGUGACCAAGAAAGGUCUCUGGGAUGGCGUUUGGAGGAAUAUAUUCGGACAAUCCGACGAAGAGGAUGAGGAGUAUCUGUACUACGAGGAUGAAGAAGAGCUUGAAGGCGGGAAGGCUAAGCUCCAAAAUGCCACAUCAACCCGUGCACCUUCAACCCGGACAAGUACUUUGUCUACUGUAUGA